CAGCCGCGCAUGCGCAGUCUCUUCUGGUUAUAGACCCGGCGGCUCGGCCCGGCGUGCCUUUUCAGUAAGUAACAGAUGCGGGUGAAAGAGCCUUCCAGAGCUUUGCCUGAGAAAGCCAAAAGAAGUAAAAGGCCUGCUCUACCUCAUGAUGAAGACUCUUCAGACGACAUUGCUGGUUUCACUUGCCAGCAUGUAAGUCAUGCUAUCAGUGUGAAUCAUGUGAAGAGAGCAAUAGCUGAGAAUGUGUUGUCAGUUUGCUCAGAAUGUUUAAAAGAAAGAAGAUGCUGUGAGGGGCGGCCAGUACUUCCCUCUGACAUUUGGUUGUGCCUCAAGUGUGGUUUUCAGGGAUGUGGUAGAAACUCAGAAGGCCAUCAUUCACUGAAGCACUACAAGAGUUGGAGAACAACAGAAUCUCAUUGUAUUACAGUUAGUCUAAGCACAUGGAUUAUAUGGUGUUAUGAAUGUGAUGAAAAAUUAUCAACACAGUGUAAUAAGAAGGUUUUGGCUCAAACAGUUGAUUUUCUCCAGAAGCAUGUUUCUAAAACACAAACAGGUGCAUUUUCUAGAAUCCUAAAACUUUGUGAGGAAAAAUGUGAAACAGGUGAAAAAAAGAAGGGACGAAAAGGCAGCAGUGUACCGUCUGUGAAAGGAAUUUCAAAUUUAGGAAAUACUUGCUUUUUUAAUGCAGUCAUGCAGAACUUGGCACAAUCUUACAUUCUUAUGGAACUGAUGAAUGAGAACAAAGAAAAUGGGACAAAACUCAAGAUUUUUCCUUCUCCAGACUCUCAGCUGGACCCAUUAAUAGUGGAACUUUCAAGCCCUGGACCAUUGACCUCAGCCUUGUUGGUGUUUCUUCACAGCAUGAAGGAGACUGAAAAAGGACCACUUUCUCCUAAAGUUCUUUUUAAUCAGCUUUGUCAGAAGGCCCCUCGGUUUAAAGGUUUCCAGCAACAGGACAGUCAGGAGCUUCUGCAUUAUCUGCUGGAUGCAGUGAGGACAGAAGAAACAAAGCGAAUACAAGCUAGCAUUCUAAAAGCAUUUAACAACCCAACUACUAAAACUGCUGAUGAGGAUACUAGAAAAAAAGUCAAAGCAUAUGGAAGAGAAGGUGUGAAAAUGAACUUCAUAGAUCGGAUCUUUAUUGGUGAAUUAACUAGCACAGUCAUGUGUGAAGAAUGUGCAAAUAUCUCCUCAGUGAAUGAUCCUUUUAUUGAUAUUUCACUUCCUAUAAUAGAAGAACGGGUUUCAAAACCUGUACUUUUGGGACGAAUGAGUAAAUGUAGAAGUUUGCAGGCGACAGAUAAUGGUCAGUACAGUGACACUGUUACUAUAGAAAAUACUCCUCAACCCAGAGCCACCAAGAACCAGUCUUCAUCUAAAGAUAAGAAUCAACUAGUUCAUGGCAGAAAAUGUGUGAGAAAAUGGUCAUCUGGAGAAGAUCGGGCGGUCGUCGUGCCCCGGAAACGUGGGCCCCCUGAGCUGAACGGGGCGUCCCCGGCCGCGGCGAGCACCGCGAACACCGAGUCUCUGACCGAGAGCGCCACGGAGGGCAGCGAGAGGGAGGCCGGCCCUUCUGAGAGCAGCGCUGAUGCGGACAGCGAGGCCUCAGAGUCCGAAAGUGCUGCUGAGCAGCCUGUGCUGUCCGCGUCCCCCCGGGGCUGCCGCGUGCAGCCGCGCGCCCCCUCUCCGCAGCCGCCGGCCGGCGGACCCCCCACCCGCGAGCCUGGCCGCGGGGAGGAGCGAGUGGCCGAGGCUCUUUCGGAACUUCGUCUGAGCAGCCCUGUACCUGGAGAGAGAGAUUUUGAUAGAGAAGAUAGGCCCCAAAGGGUCCCAAGCAGUGCAUGCUCUUCGGAGGAGAAGCGCGUGCUGUCUCCUCGCCCCCCACAUGCCUUUCAGACCCUUUCUCGGAGCUAUGUGACCGCCUCCAAAGAAUGCUCGCUUCAGUCCUGUUUCUACCAGUUUUCAUCGAUGGAGUUACUAAUGGGGAAUAACAAGCUUCUGUGUGAGAACUGUACUGAGAAGAAACGGAGGCACCAAAAGGAAACCGGUUCUGCAGAAAAGAAAGCAGAAGGAGUUUAUACUAAUGCCAGGAAACAAUUGCUCAUUUCUGCUGUUCCAGUCAUCCUAAUUCUCCAUCUCAAAAGAUUCCAUCAGGCUGGCUUGAGUCUUCGAAAAGUAAACAGACAUGUAGAUUUUCCACUUGUGCUUGAUUUAGCACCAUUCUGUUCUGCUACUUGUAAGAAUGUAAGUGUGGGAGAUAAAGUUCUCUAUGGUCUCUAUGGCGUGGUGGAACACAGUGGCUCCAUGAGAGGAGGUCACUACACAGCUUAUGUGAAAGUGAGAACACCCUCCAGGAAAUUAUUGCAGCAUAUCACUGGAAAGACAUACGUACCUGAUUUGAAGGAGCCUGAUAGUGAAUCGACAGGCCAGUGGGUCCACGUUAGUGACACUUACGUGCAGGUGGUUCCAGAAUCAAGAGCGCUGAGUGCCCAAGCGUAUCUUCUUUUUUAUGAAAGAAUAUUAUAAUUAUCUGGUAAUACUUGGUGAUGAUGAUGAUUUUAGAUCACUUUUGUUUCAAUGCUGCAACCAUAACCAUAAUAUAGUAAUGUGCCUUUGUAGUCUUUUCUGUAGGAAUAGCAUGUCCCUGAAAUGCCUCUGAAGAUUUUUACCACUUUGGUGAAUCCUUUUAAUGUUAAUUAAAUUUACUCAACGCUUCCAAACUUAUAUUCUUAAAAUACAUGUAAAUAAAUGUUUUUAAGGAAUAUUUAUCCUAGGAAAAAAAAGAGUUUGCAGCAGUAGAGGAACCCCCCCCCCCCUUAUAAUGUGGCUUAUUACUACCAGCAUUCAGAAAUGAUGCUGGCUAAUCACAUUGUUCCUUAAAACAGUGUUUACCAAAUGUGAGUUGCAUACCACCUUUCUGAUUUCAUGUGUGUGUGUGUGUAUGUGUAUGUAUUUAUCUAGUGUGCCAUUGUCUAGUUAUUUUUAACCUGAAUUUUUUGGCUUACAUUUUUAAACGUAGCCUUGUUUUGAGCAUAUUUCACAUUUUAUGUGCUAGUUAUAUUAUUCCUAAUAAACAUUAAAAAUACAUAGCGAUUAGAGAAAAAUUUUUCAUCCACGUAGCACUCCGCUUCAUGUCUCAGGGCUGUCCAGUGGUGUACAUAUACCGCUGUGUGGGAAACAUUGUUAUAACAUAUACUUACACAGUAGGUACAGUGACCUCAUGAUAUUUUGUGUGAUUCCACCUUAUAAAAAGAUACCACUGUAGCUUCAGUAAUAGGAUCCUACACAUAAUUUAUUGAUUAGCUUGUUGCUUUGAGGUUUUGACAACUAGACAAAUGUUGAAAUAUAUCAUCAGCGUAUUAUUUGCAGCCUGUUCAUGAUGGAAUUGAAGAUAAUUUGCAUGUAAUUAGCCAACGUCAAAAUAUAACUAUUGAUAAUUAUAACAAGCGGAAUUGGUAAAAAGAAGUUGUUAAUCCACAUGGGAUCAAUGGAUACUUUGAAAUAUAAAUUACCAAAUUAUAUUAUUAUACUUGACAGGGAAAUAUAAUUUUCUAGUUCUGUAGGUCAGUAAAUAUUAAUCAUGGUUUUGGAAUUUGUGAUCACUUUUGUCACCAACAAGCAUCAUUAAUAAGUUCAUGUGGGCUUAGCUUGUAUUUUAAUGAGGUGUAAAGUUGGCAUUUCAGUUUUUAAAUAAAUACAGUAAAAAUUUGGUACUUAAACCCUCCCUGCAGAAUACAAAUUAUUGAGCUGUCUUGGCUUAAUACUUGGCAUGAACAUGCUUCUAUUAUUACUUAGGCAUAAAAUUUUAAAAAAUAACGGCUACUUGGGUCUUGUAUUACUGAAUCAAAACCCAUACCUGCAUGGUUCAAGCAUUCUAAUCAUUAGUGCCAACACAUCAUACUACAGGCAGCUACUGGCUAAGUGCCUAGUUCCAGUUCAUUUUCCUCUUGGGAAGGAAGGAUAGGAGUAGAGGCUGUAGAUAAUGUGUGGAAAUAUUUAACCAAGCCUUUGACCCUUCUUAACAUUUAAGGUUGUAUAAUAUUGUCAAGUUUACUGGUGCUGCCUUUUGAUACGUGGUUAAGAGGAAUUGUGAUUAGUGUUAAAGAUGGUAAUAAUAUAUAAAAAUCAGAGCUUAAAAAUGUCAUUGCACAAAUUCUAUCUUUAAGGUAUUCAAAUUUGAAAUAAUAGUGUUUUCUUGAUUUUUUUUAAUGUGAUGGAGAAAUAUAUCUUUAUAAAUUAAUCUGCAAACUCAGAUUGGGUCCUAUAAAAAGCAGUUUGAACUGUUUAAAUUAAACAAUGUUUUAUGUUUAUUUGUAAUCCAUGAACAUUGAAGUUUUCAGUACCAGAGCAGUGAGUUUUUUUGGAAAAUAUUAGUUAAACCUCAUUAUUCAAGUUAGCCAUAUUGGUAAUGACAAUUACCAUCUUUUCCCCCAAAUGUAAAUACCAAGUCACCUCAUUUUUCUCCUAAGAAAAGAUACCAUUAGGAGGCACAUAUUUUUCAUUGGAUGGUCACUUGCUUCCUGUUUCAUUGGUAGAUGGAUAGACACAAGAGAAAAAGUGAGAGAAAGAAGGAAAGAAAGGGAAAGGAAAGAAAAAGGAUAGGAAAGAAACAAGAGCAUUCUUUUCUCUUGCCUCUUGGCUUUAUCCCUUACAUAGCUCAAGUCAGAGAUGGUGAGACAGGUAAGGGCAGGAAUCAGGGAAAGUGCCUAGUCCUCUUUUCAUUAAUAGGAUGCCCAGGAAAUGCACCAGUGCUGUAGUUACCAAAGAGGAGACUGUAUGAGCUUUAUUCUGCGUACCAGUUAAGACAAUUUUUCAUUGAGUGAUACAUUGUAGCUUUAGAAUAUUACCUCGGUACUCAAGUACUGCAGUAGUUCUUAUGUUUAACUUAACAUUUGUUCAGUAAGUAUGUAUUUUUUGAAUACCUGAGAUGGGUCAGACACUGUGCUGACACCAUUUUAACAUGUUUUAAAAUGGAGAAGCCUAUAUAUGUUUUAGACAUUAUUCCAGAAGUAACAUGAAAAGAGAAACUUUAUUUUCAUCUCAUGGUAAAAGAGCAAAGUCUGAAAUCUACUUUUUUAUGGCCUAGAGUUUCUGAAUAUUUUUCAGGGUCUGCUGGUAAAUGGAACAAAUUUGAUUUUGAUACCUAAGAAUUUCCUAAAGAUAGAUUUGUAAUAGGGAAAGUAUGUUAAGGUACUCAUGGGCCUACAUUUAAUUUCUUGUUUAUUCUGAACAUUUUGAAAGCACAUUUGCAGGGGUACUAAAUUGUGAAGCUGCUAGAAUAACAAUAGUUUCUAGAUGACCUCAGGAAACCAUACAAAUAAGUGAGAAAUGUUUACAGAUUCUUGAAACAACUACCAUUGUGCUUGGCCAAGUGAGUUUAAGAAGUAAAACAGAAGUUUCACUAGCUGUAUUUAGAAACUGGUUUACAGGGUAUGUCUAACCUGUUUCCUCUGUUUUUUCCUAUUUAAAAUGAUAAAAUUUUGAUUAUGUGUCAAUUAUGGGAAUACUUUUGGCAUAACCAAAUAUGUUUCUGUAUUUAAGACUUUGUUAUUUAAUGUUUUUAAACCAGAUGUGAAAACCACCUUUUUGGGUGGCAAGGACAGUGGUAGUGGUGUCAGUUCUAAGAGGAGUUGAUUCCUGUUUUCUUAUUUUAAAUGCUCCAACAGAGCUAUUUUACUAUAUAUAAUAGCUCUUAGCUUGCAUGCGCGAUGAUUUUAGUGAUUUUAUACAACAGCUGAAUAAAAUUUCCUAAAGAUUAAGCUGUGAACUGUAUCACUUUCACCCAAUUUUUAUAGUACAAAAUACCAUUCUGCCCACUUCUAAAUUCAUAUUCAUAAUUUGCAUGUUAUCAAAUAAGCCUAAACCAAAUAUGUGCAAUAAAAUUGAGCUUUUAUAUAUUAACUAGUGAAUUAAGAAAGAUGAUUUUUAGAUAUUUAAAAUGUUUUGGUUCAUGUAGAAAUCGCCAAUUCAAAUCUGUUUAAAAGAUAGAGGACUGUAUUUUUAAUUUUGAGUAAUGCUGGUUAUAUACCAUUCCUACUGUUUUAUCUUUUUUGCAGUGUUUUUAGAAAAUAGCUAUGUAACUUAUUGAGCACUAUUUUGAUGUUACUGUAUAAAAAUGCAUAAUAAAUAUUAAAUUUUUUGUUUCUCAGUUGGUCCUGGAGU
Messenger RNA from Mustela erminea (ermine), 6162 nucleotides. It is a transcript of the gene USP45, whose product is annotated as ubiquitin specific peptidase 45. The record is from RefSeq and is a predicted model, not a curated record. NCBI's taxonomy places the organism in Eukaryota, Metazoa, Chordata, Mammalia, Carnivora, Mustelidae. The transcript is spliced from 18 exons. Gene Ontology annotation, molecular function: cysteine-type deubiquitinase activity; zinc ion binding. The coding region runs from base 76 to 2526 and encodes 816 amino acids. Gene Ontology annotation, biological process: protein deubiquitination.